Messenger RNA from Durusdinium trenchii, 1761 nucleotides. The record is from the annotation of a GenBank genome assembly. Lineage: Eukaryota; Dinophyceae; Suessiales; Symbiodiniaceae.
AUGGAUCAAGACCGCCUCAGCCAGAUCGAAGCCAGCUUUGCUCACCUAUGGGGUCAGCAGCUGCAACCAUCAGAGAAGACAGAUCAGCCUCCCAAACGACACAAAGCGAACCCGCCGAAGCACCACUCCGGUCAGCAAAACGCAGAAAAGGGCAUGAUGGCAAUUGUUCGCAGCAUGGCUAUUCUCGCCAUCCGUCACGAGGACAGCAUCAACAGCCAGUUGACCGAAAGCAGCUACGUAUUGUAUUUAAACCAGGCAAGCGGCCUGACUUCUCUACUGGUGAAGGCCGGACAGGCCUGGAGCGAGAUCAUGAAGAAGGGGGAAGCUCAGGUUCCGCUUCGCUGCCACCUCACGAAGGAACUUGCCAAUACCAUGCUGCACCGCUUCACCGAGUUCCAGAAGAUGAAGGAGGAUCCCAAAGUGCGGACGGGGGCACUCCAAUCCUUGUUGAUUCUGGAGACCGGAGAGUUCCCUCACCUGAAGUGGGAUGCAAAACGGAAGAAGACAGUGGUAGACACCCAACCUGCCAUGAAGAGCAUCGAGAUGGAAGCGCGGCUGAAACAACUUCAGGAGCUCCUAUCCCAUCCUUCGAAUGUCAUUCGAUUUCACGCUCUGAUGAACCUCUCGCAGCAGAAGGAGGUGGUUCCAUGGAGACUACAGGGUGCGCCCGCACUCAAUGCAGAGAUCAAAGCUGGCACAAGAUCUGCAGGACUUCCUCAAGGGAAAAGAGAUCUCCUGAUCCAGACUGACGAGGACAAGCCAGACCGAAAUGCUCACAUGAUUCAAGGGGUUAUUGCAAAGAUCAUGAACACCAUGGGAUUUGCAAACAACGAUGGGAUUUGGUGCUAUCUCAAUGCAGGGCUUUCGUGCUUUCUUUGGGUGAGCAGCCAACGCUCCAACUUUGCACUGGCUGACAUGGGGAAGCUGGCAACAUUGCUGCCUGAUCUCUUAUCGCAUAUGCUUGCAUACGGACCUCAGCAAUUGGUGGCUUUGGCCGAUUUGCCACCUCUGAAGCCUCUUUUGCAAGCUUGGGGAAACCUUGAGCUUCAGCACGAUGUUGCAGAGCUUAGUACGCAUCUUUUGGAAUGGUUCCAAAGCAAGAUCAUUUGCUUGACAUGGAAAAGGACCUUUUUGCAACACGAUCAUCCACGCAUUGAUGAUACUGGCAGUCCAUAUCAGGUUCCAAGUUUUGAUAACCUCACUGAACUGGAUGCUCAGGCGCUGGACUUGAACUACUUGCUCGCUGGGAACGAUGGCAUACCGCCUUUUCUGAUGUCACGGCCUACUGAUGAUUUCACCUCAAAGGUGGCGUUGCUUUGGCUUCUUCCGGAGGCCCACGCGAGUCGCAUCAGAGAUCUGACCCUGGACGCUCGGUUUGACCCCAUUGAUCUCAACAGAGCAUUCCCUGAGACACCGUCAGACGAGGAAGACAACGACAUGUCGCCACACGAUCACCCUCCGUCUAUCCCACUGCCAAUUGAGACACCACAGCUGACAGCAUGGUGGCCUGCUGUGACACAGGCCUCGCGAUCAGAAGCUCCGGACGCAUCUCACGAGGCCACACUGGAUACCACACCGGUUUGGUCCUCAGAACCUUCUGACCCGCCACCAGUGAGCUCAGUCCAUGCUCUUUCCCUCGCACCUGAUGGUACAAGCGAGGACCAUGUGUCCAGAGCAGUUGAUACCCUGAUGAACCUCACCAGCAAUCCAGAAGAAGCCGCUGCAUUGGCAUACGUCUUGGAUCGCAUCCGAAACACGUGA